AUGGCGGCGGCUAAGGGGAAAAGUGUCGGUGGAACUCAAAGAAUUCUCCAAAAGCUUAACAAAACGAUCGAAGAUGGUGAAUAUUAUGAAGCUCAUCAGCUUAUAAGGACGCUUUAUUUUAGGUUUGUUUACCUUAAUGUUUUUUUCAGUUUACUAGUAGGUGAAAUAAAGUGCAAGUUCAUAGACGGUUUUUCCGGUGCCAACAUGUAAUGUAUACAUGAGUGGGAGGUUAAAUGUUCCAAUACCGAUCCGGUGAUACUAUUUUUGUACCACGUUAGAUAACCGUUUAAAGUAGAUGUUAUUUAUCUCUUAAUUUGAGUCGAUCAGGUUUUUUCUUAUCAUAAAUAGUAUUAAAAAUUCAUGUCAGCUGUUUUUGGACCGCCAUCUGUAGACGAUUACGUUGCAAAUUUUAUUUUCGUAAUAAGUUUCAGAUUGGUAAUAUUGCUGUUUUAUGUUUGCAGUGUUAGGCAUAAAAUAAUCCUCUCAAAAUAGUCUGGGCUCUAAACUGGUUGCUAGUCCUUUUAAUUAUCUAGAUCAAUGGAUUUAAUACUUUUUUAUGUCAACAAAGCCUGGAUUGAAAUGGAUCAGAUCAACUGCUUAAGGUGAAAGGUUAGGGUUAAGGGGUACAGGGGAUUGAUCUGAUUUGUUCUGAUCCAUACCAGGUUUUCUCAGUCAAGAUGCAAGGCAUAAUGCACCUGUCUAGAUACAAUUUAGAUGCUCCACAUGGCCACAUAACUAAAGAAGCUGAAGAAUACGUCAUUUAUCAGCCAGCUUUUUAUUUCAUUUUUUCAUUGUUUCUUUGUAGGUAUAUAUCUCAAAAAAGCUAUGAAGAUGCCAUAGAGAUUGUACAUAAUGGAGCAUGCUUAUUCCUUAAACACAAACAGGUAAUACCAGUAAUAACAAUAACAGAGUUUCAGGCUUCACUCAAUCAACAAUUCCACUGGGGAAGUGUUUGGAAGGACACAUGUCUGUCCUUUUUUUAAAAGCUUUAUUAAGUUCAUUAAUAAUAUAUUAGCAUAGGAAAGUAACCCAAAGUACAAGGCAGACUGGCUGUCGAAACUGCCUGAUAGGAUGAUAGGCAAAGCCUGUUAUGAUGCUAACAACUUCAAGCAAUCAGGGUAAGAUAGUCUGACCACAGCGUAAGAGCUAUGAACAAAACCAACUGAUCCACCCAUGUUGCUUACAGGUAAUUGCAGACUGUUGUCUUGAGUUUAAUCCUAACACCCUUAAAUAUGAUUGUUUCCAUGGACUCAUGGCUUCUUCUCUUGUUUAUCUCUAUUGAUAAUACAGAUACAGUGUAUAGAUGUUACAAGUCAAAAUUAAAAAAUUCAGGAAAAAUUUUUUCACCUAAUUAUUCAUGAAUUAGGGCUAGGAGACAAAGGAAAUUGAAAACCAAACUAGGUUAGCCUGAAUAUAAUUUUGACCUGUAACAUGGAUCUAGAUGGUGUACUUGUAGUGUCUGCAUGGAUUUGUACCUUUCCUCAACUCUAACAAUAAGACUAACAUUUGUGGCGGGGGGGGGGGGGAUUUGGCCCGUCUUAAAAAAAAAAAAUAGACCUUAUAAUUAAAACAACCCUUUUUUUAAAUAGUAAAAAGGGGUUUUCUUCUUUUAACUUUUUUUUUUUCCUUUUUUGAUGACUUUCUUGUGUAUAAAAUUUUUUAUUUGUGGGGGGGGGGGGGGGAAUUCGCCAGUCGUAAAAAAUAAGACAUGCACUUAUCAGUAUAAGCAACCUUUUGUUAAUAUGUAAAAAUGGGAUCUGUCAUCUUAACUGUUGUUUCUUCCCUUUUGAAUGCACUUCAGUCUGUAAGAUAUUUUAUUUUUUUAAUGAAAUAAAAUCUGUUUUUUGCUGUCUUUCAGGAAGGAAGUGGUAAUGAUCUAGCUUUGUUAAUGAUUGAGUGCUUUAGAACAGCACAUAUUCCUGUUGGAGACAGUGCGCUUGAGAAGAUUAGGAGUAUAUUUGAGCUUUAUGAAUCAGGAUCUCUAAACAGAUAUGAAUUUAUUAGAGAAGCUAUAAAGUAAGUCAAAAGUAUUACUGUAUUAUGUUCAUUAAUUUUAGAUUGUACCUUCUUCCAUUUAUGGAAUAAGUAAUGUCAGAGAAACUCCUGAGUCUAUCAUUAGUCAAAGAUUCCAUGUGAUAUGAUGAAGAGCAUCAUAAACUGUAAUUUUCCAUAAUAUAAAUGGAAAAUCAAACACAAACCAAAUGUACCAACUACAAAUUGUGGUCAUAAAAUCUCUGCUCAAACUCCAAAGGUAGAGUAAAAUGUUAGCCUAAAUUUCAGCUAUCUCCUCAAGUAUAUCACUCCUACUCUCUCUUAGGAGGAAGCAAAUCAAGGGGACCUCUGAAAUCCCAAGGGGCACUCUCAGUAAUUUUCAGGCAAGCUACCUGAAUGUUGUGGCUCAAAUUUUUGAUGUGGCUAAACGAAUUUUGAAGAACUUACUGGGUUUUCCUGUCGCUGAACAUGUUAUCAUGCUCUAGUUCAUGGAAUUAAGUACUCGGGGAAAAUGGGCAAUGGGAGUUCCUGAAGAUGAGCCUGAUUUUAUGGCUUGGCACCAGUCAUCCGCAUGGCUUAAACUUCGACUUUCAUUUGCUUUAAACUGUGUGCAGAGUCGCGCGUGCACUGCAAAGUUAUUUUUCUAUUUUUUUAUUUGUUGGUUUUUGUAAACCUUGCAACAAUCUAAUGUACUUGUGACUCCACUGAUGAAGGGCCAGGCCCGAAACAUCUGGAAAGAAACUCAAACUACAACACGGCACUUUGUUCAUCAGUACUUUGUUCUGAACAUUACUCACUUUCUAAAGUGCUGCGCAGCUUAUCAUAACUUUUUUUCCCAUUGUUUGUUUGAUAUACUGUUAUAUUGCUACUUUGUUUAACAAUCUGUUUAGGUACUUCACACAAUGUAAUUCUGAACAGGAAUGAAAACUCUUCUUUUAUGCAUUUCUUAAAAUUAUUAAUUUUGAUUUUAAUUUUCAGAUGGACAUCAGAUACAGACCCAUCCCUUAAAUAUGGCCAUCCUGAGUUACAUCUCCUUUGUGCACAUAGAUUUUGGAAGGGUUAGAUUUUUUUUUACUUUUUUGACAGUAAUAAAUGAUCAAAUUAUUAAUAAUCAUUGCAAUAGAAAAACAACAUACAUUUAGCCUGCUAUUUUUGGAUGACUUCAUGCAUUUCAUUUCUUUUGAAAAUAAAAGUUAUUUCAUUUGCCCUUUGUUUUUUGUUUAGUGGUUUCAUUUUAACUUGUUCCUGGUUUUCAUUGUUUCACAGAAAAGAACUUCAGUGAUUCACAGUAUCAUUUCCUGUUUACUUCUGAUGGACAGCAGUGUGCAGCCAUGCUGGUGGAAAAUGCUACAUCACGGGGAUUUCCAGGAGAAGCUGACUUAUUUGUCACUCAAGCAGUUUUACAGUACGUAAUAUUUAUAGUAAUAAUAAUGAUGAUAAUUAUUAUUAUUAAUGCUUAAUAUCGAUCAGUUUGUAAGCAAUUUGCAGGUGGAAAAAUAAUGUAUAAUUACUUGUAUUUUAAAUCUCAAUAAAAUUUGUUGUUGGUGUUUGUUUGCCUUGCUUGUCAACUACAGAUCUGGUGCAUUAAUACAUGAUGACCAUGCCCCUUAAAAACCUAAAAAUAUUUUGUGAGAGCACAGCAAAACUAAAAUCUGACAUGUAACUAUUGUGCACUUCUGUGCUGUUUAAAAGUAUUAAUAAUGAUAUUAAUUUGCUUCCACAAAUUUCACUUUCCAAACAUGUGUAAACAGUUGUUCAACAACGCAAUGACAACACUUAAUGUGAUGAAAUAUCCCUUACCUUUUCAGGUUUCUUUGUUUACAAAACAUCAUUACAGCCAAUGUUGUGUUUUUCAAGUACACAGCUCAGCAUCCAGACUUCUCUGGACUUGGACCUCCUUAUCAAAAACCUCUUCUUAAUUUUGUUUGGUUCCUGUUACUAGUCAUAGAGAGGUUUGUGCUUCUGUUAGUAGAGUCAUAGUUUUUAAUCCACAAGGUCAAAAGAUAGAUUCUUUUUUGUCCUUAUAAAAACUCAGCUUCUGUAAGAAUGUCAUUGAUUCAUGUGACUUUUUCUUGUACAUAAGUUUCAUUUUCAUAAAAAAAAUUGAAUGAAAGCAAAACUUUGCUGCCUAAAAAUGAAUGUCUAUUUGUCUUUAUAACCCAUGCUGCCUACUAAAGUUGAUCAAAGUUAGAAUUACAAAUGUGUUUUUUUUUACAGGAAAGGCAGUUUAAGUCAGUUCACAGUGUUGUGUGAAAAAUAUCAACCAUCCAUUGAAAGGGAUCCAGUAUAUAAAGAGGUAAGGAAGGUCUGCUUUUUCUCUCUUUCAAACAUUGAAUUGGCAUGUAAUGCUAUCAAGAUUUUUUGAAGUAGUAUGUAGGGAAGAGGGUACUCAUUAUAUAGCAUUUAGGGUGAAAAUGUUUACAUGCACCCCUCCCCUCUUGUCCCCUUCCCCACCCCACCGCUUAAAAUGUUAUGUCACCUGGUGGUUCUGAUGUAGUUUUUCCAUGGACUGUUAUUUUUAAUAGUCAAAACAAUCCUUAAUGUUUCAACAUGAAUCCCAGUCUGUAAAUAACCACCACCUUUUCAUGGUACUUUGUAUUGCAGUAUCUAGAUAAGAUUGGACAGCUGUUCUUUGGUGUUCCUCCAAAGCCAUCCAACAAAGGAAUGAUGGGGGGCAUUUUAGGUGAGCCUUUCAAGUAUUUAAAAGCAGAAUAACCCUACCAGCAUUGACAGCAAUAUCAAAAAUACUGGUACAACUGCAUUUUUGAGAAACAGCUUUAGUGUAAUUUGAAUUGGGACCAAAAGAAGACUAAAAAGGCUUUAGAUUGGUAUGUUUUGGCGGGUUAUUAUCAGGAGAGGAUCCAGGAUUUUCAUUUUUAUUUUCCCUAGCAAUUCCCCAAUGGCUAAAACCUUAUGCUAUGAACUUGUCAUUCUUCUUUUCUUGCAGGUGAUUUGAUGCAGACUUUGAUGGGCGGGGAUGAUGGCAAUAGUGCGUCAGCAUCACAGUCAACCGUUAUUGAAUCAGAAGAAGUGGACUAGUAAUAACACCUAUAACUAAAUUAUCUUUUACAAUGUAUGCUGUGGACAGUUGACAAAGGCCUGCCCUGCAGCUGUUGAACACACAAGAUACUAGCUUGUCAUUAAGAUUUUUAACUCAAGUUAUCUGGAGAACUGACGCAGUUAUUUGUCAACUCAGCUGUUGCCAUUUUAUGCAUCUCAGCUUGUUUAUCACAGAAGAGGCUCAUAAGAGGAGAUCCCUGUUAUAGCAUAGUUCCAUGACACUGGUAAAACACACAGCUACAGUGUAAUUGGGUCCCCAGUGGUAGCACCCAGGCUUUGAGUCAGGAAUCACAAAUGAGGUGCUUUUUAAUGCAUUCUCAGCCAGUAAUUGGCUGUCUUAUACAGUGAAGCCUGUACUUAGCCUGGAUAUGUAUGGGACCUUCCCUUGAUGUGGGCGUCUGCCUAAUACCAGUUGGAUUGACAGGAAAUGUGGAAAGAAAAUUUUAGACUUCUGAUGUUUGUGUCUCCUCAAGACAGGAAGUCUGCACAACAUAAGAUUCACAGUAUUGCCCUUGGUACCACUAAGUUCACUAGAGAGACAGUUGUCUCACAUCAUUAUCACCUCACUUUGCUUUUUAAAUCUCAUGUCAAGUUUGUUGUGAACAUUUAGACUUCAUGUAAAGUGCUGUUGUCUCUUUGUUUGCUCUUUAUGCUUUAGAUUUUGAAAGCUAUUGGUAGGAGGCCAGUGCAUCCUUCCACAGUAAUAUUUUAUAUCACAGACUUCUAGACUUCUCUCAUCCUUCUGCAUUUCUCUUUCCUUAAGUUGGCAUUUCCAUGGUCUGCCCUUGCAUAUUUUUCAAGCCCUUAUAUGAACAUUAGGGUGUACUUUAAGUCUAUCCUCAGCCUGCAGUGCAAAGAGAGGACUUAUUAUUUCUGGCAUCAUGUUCCUUUUGGAAGGUUGAGGAGAUUUGAAAAUCCAACCAAGAUGGCAGGCAUGAGGAUAUACAGCUGUUCUUUAACCUGUCGCCCUCAUCCUCCUCCUUCCCCUCCCUUUCUGCCCCCUUUGAGUCGUUCACCACAACCUGUGUGAAUUCUCAUGUCUCUUUUCACCCCCGAAAGCUCCUGACUGCUGCGUAAAAUUUUCAUGGUAUUCCUAAUCCUAGAAUAGCCUUGUAUCCCAUCCAGGGCACGUAAUAAUACUCCUACUUGCUUUGAAUAACUAUAGUUCUUCUUUCUUUGAUUACUUUGUACCCCCAUCCUUCCCACUCAUGCAAAGAUACUUGCAGUGAUAUGAUUCAACUAAUCUGUUAUUUUCAGAAUUUCUAAGGCUGUGAUGUAGCAAAAAUUAUGGGAAGUCCAAAGUUUUGAACCUAUGAAAUCUAGUUACCCCGUAGGAAGUCGCCCACAGGGGCCUUCAGGAACAGUUAGAGCACAGCCUUUACUUCUUCCAAAACUAAAAAAAGCUUUUGAGCAAGCCCUUGAUUUUGCUUUGUUCUUUAUUUCUGGAUCAAAACUGUUAUGUUUCUUUUAAUUUUUAACCUUAACCUUUUAAGUCCCAAUAUUGACAUGCAAAUUCUCCAGACUGAUCUCCAUAUAUUUCUUAUAAAAUUAGUGGAGAGAAUUUGUUAUAUGAUCAAGGUAUUUUCCCUUUAGUGAUCAUUUUGUUUAUUCUCAUAACCUUUUUUUUCUUUUGAGUAUCCAUUAAUGUUAGUAAGAGAAACUCUGGAUCAUUAUACGUUUUUGGGGAAACUGUCCACCUACCCCUCCCGGUCCCUAAGCCAGCAAUAACACUUACUUUUCACUUAGAGCAAAAUGUUGGUUCAGGGGAGGGGUAGGUGGGCAGUUUGAAACUCUUGGGACUUCAAGUGUUACAAAGGACAGUGCUGCCCCUCUCCCUGAACUGUUCUCCUUACACUUCCUGUCUUGGUAAGGAUAUUUAAUUAGAAAUUGAUUAAGACUGUUUGACUUGCUGAUCAUUUUCUUUGUUCUCUUUUCUCUUAUGUUGGAAAAAAAGCGGUUAUUUCUUAAUGAGAAAUCCGAUAUUUGCCACUGUUAGGGCUUUAAGGUUAAGCCCUGCAGCAUUCAUUACCUAUUAGUGGAAUUAAACUGGGUUUUUAAUAUUUCAAAAAGACUACGGAUAUUUUUCUCUCAAAACUGAUGUUUACUUGUCCCUCUCUAGUUAAUGAGUGGGUCGCGUGGUGUUGUGGGAAGGUAAUCUCAUACCCAUAUUUCCCUAGUGUCCGUCUGUUGGUUCCUGACCGUGGGAGAUCUGGAUACUAGAUUAGCCAAAAGUUUUUCUUCCCUAGCUACCGCCCCAUGUGGAAAAGAAAGAAUGUUCAGUAUACUAUUUGCCUAAAAGACUAGAUAGUCGCUUUUCAAUUUCCCUCAAAGUUACGGUGAAAGAAAAGCCAUUGCUGUAAUUUUAGCCUGUAAGCAGGCUCUCCAUUUGAGGGAGUCGCGAGAAGUCACGCGAGAGCAGCACGCAAAAAAAAGAUGCGAGUUCGUUUUCUCCCAGGUUGCUUCGCUCGCCAUAAAUGGAGAGCUUGCUCGCAGGCUACUGUAAUCUGUGCGGUAUCGCUUUUGGGGUGACAAGAGAAAAUACAGAGAUAAGUCAUAUUUUGAAAAGAAAAAUGUAAAUAAAUCAUUCUUUGAUAAUUUAAUUAAAAGGAG
Molecule: messenger RNA, 7662 nt
Organism: Porites evermanni
Lineage: Eukaryota; Metazoa; Cnidaria; Anthozoa; Scleractinia; Poritidae
Source: the annotation of a GenBank genome assembly